GGUUAUUACCAUGAGGUGAAAGCAGACUUUUAAGGGGGCACCGCAGACAAGCAAGUCCUUCAGUUUUAAUUGGCGAUUUUCGGUCCUAGAGUUCUGAAACGCGCCUCAAAUCAAUGUUUGCUGCUAUUUCCUCCAACUGGAUAUCGUAAUAGGACACGGUUCUGUCAAGAUGUACACUUGGUUUAAAACUAAUGGGUACUUGCCUUUGCCUGUGUGAUGAAGACUGAAGUCAUAUACGAUUAAAUUUGCGUCAAAACCAUUAUGUUUUAGAGAAAGAGGGUGUGGGAUCUAAUGGAAGUAAUGAUGGAAAACAAAUCAAACGCAGCAGACUCGGAAAACUAAAAAGCUAUGGACUCAAACCCAAGAGAUAACACGGUGUCUUCGCGCAUACAAAUUGGACCUCAACUUGCAGAUGAGUCAUUGGAGAAGGGUAAAAUUACGAGUUCAACCAAUGAUUUAGUGAAGCCAUUUACAGAGGCAUGCCAUUCUGAAGCUGCAAAUGUUCCUUUUGAUCGGUUCACAGGACCAAAAGUUUAUCACUCCCCAAAACUAUGGCACCUUCGAGUUUCGGUUAUUGAAGCAGAGCAUAUCAUGCCAGGGCACAGAGGACCAGAGUUGGUGAGGUUCCCCGAGUUCGUUAUCAAAGUCCAAGUUAGAAACUUUCAUCUGAGUACUGCGAUUGCUGCUCCUAGCUCCACUCGAAGCUUCUCCAAUCCUUUCUGGAAUGAAGACUUGUUGUUUGCGGUUGAUGAGCCGUUUGUAGAUUCAUUGCAGGUUACGGUUCAGGACCGGAUACAAUCGGACAAUGAGAUUGUUGUGGCUACGGGGAAAGUUUUAAUGGAUACUAUAGAGAAGCGAGUUGAUGAAAGACCUGUUACUUCGAGUUGGUUCAAUCUUGAAAGCCACCACGGAAAAUCAGGUGAUAAGAACAAGGCAAGUACAAGGUUUGUUCCUCGGAUUCACCUACGAGUCUUUUUAGAUGGAGGAUACCAUGUGUUUGAUGAGGUCAAAAUGAAUAACAGCGACCACCUUAUUGGGGUGCUUUAUAUGAAAAUCCUUGGUGCCAGGGGGCUUGAGCCAGUGCAAAUAAAGGAUACUAUUGGUGAAGAGCAGCCUGUGACUAUUGCAUAUUGUGUUGCAAAGUAUGGGCAAAAAUGGUGUCGAACUCGCAAUGUGGUUGAUAGCUUGUCGCCAGAGUGGAAUGAGGAAUACAGUUGGGAAGUUUAUGAUCUCUGUACUGUUGUUACUAUUGGGGUUUUCUAUGACCGUAGGAUCAUUGAAAAUGUUGAUGAUGAUGAUGAAGAAGCUUCUUCAGAUGAUUGUAUUGGGAAAGUGAAAAUCAGAUUGUCCAUACUUGAUACUGAUAGAACUUACACUCACUCUUACCCUCUGCUGAUCAUGCUUCCAUCUGGAGUGAAGAGAACGGGUGAAAUUCAUUUGAGCACGAGGCUUUCGUGUUCGAAUGUGUCUAACAUGCUGCUUAGAUACACAAUGCCAUUGCUUCCCAUGAUGCAUUAUGCGGAACCCAUAACCGAGGGUCAACGUAUUAACUUGACUAACCAGGCCAAGAGCUUGUUGGUAUCCAGGCUGAGUAGAGAAGAGCCACCACUGGGAAGGAAGGUGGUAGAGUACAUGCUUGAAGAUGAUAUGUGGAACUUAAGGAUAAGCAAAGCCAAUUUUUACAGGAUGAUGGGCGUAGGCUCGGGGCUUUUUGCCAUGUUUAGGCUUCUGAAUGAAAUUCGUAACUGGCAAAAGCCAGCACAUUUGAUACUAUUCAUUGUCAUUGUAGUCACGCUAAUGAUGCAUCCAAAGUUAAUCAUUCUGGCCUAUAUAUUAUACAUCGGGUUAGCGGGGUUGGCGAACUAUCGUUGUCGACCACGCCACCCACCUGGUAUUGAUGCCAGACUUUCACAAGCUGAGGGCAGUCACCCCGAUGAGCUUGACGAAGAGUUUGAUACGAUCCCUACAACUCGUCCCGAUGAUAUUGUUAGGAUGAGGUAUGAUAGGCUGAGAACUAUUGCAGGAAGGAUUCAAACUGUGGUUGGAGAUCUGACAUCACUGCUAGAACGACUCCAAGCAUUGGUGAAUUGGAGAGAUCCAAGAGCCACCACCUUAUUUUUGGUGUUUUGCUUGGUUAGUGCUUUUGCUUCCUAUGUUGUGCCCAUCCGGGUUCUGAUUGCGCUCUUCGGAAUGUACUGGUUGAGACCACCAUGGUUCAGAAGCAAAUCGCCCCCUCUAGCUCUUAACUUCUUCCGUAGAUUGCCAUCUAAGGAUGAUUGUUUCUUUUGAACGCAUGGAUAAGACUGGAAUUGGGAAGUUUUUAAUCGAUACUCUCGAACCAGUUGGUCCAAGAUACCGGGUGAUGAAGCACCCCUCAGAUCUAAUUAUUCAAGCCUCUCCUUGACACCUUUAACACCAUAAGCACAUAAUUAAAAAAUUCUUUG
Molecule: messenger RNA, 2444 nt
Organism: Arachis ipaensis
Lineage: Eukaryota; Viridiplantae; Streptophyta; Magnoliopsida; Fabales; Fabaceae
Source: RefSeq, a predicted model, not a curated record